This is a messenger RNA of Cutaneotrichosporon oleaginosum, 2821 nucleotides long. RefSeq lists its product as uncharacterized. Lineage: Eukaryota; Fungi; Basidiomycota; Tremellomycetes; Trichosporonales; Trichosporonaceae. Gene Ontology annotation, cellular component: NuA4 histone acetyltransferase complex. The record is from RefSeq and is a predicted model, not a curated record.
CCCAUCUCGAUUCACAACACACUCUCCACCACCACCCAUGGCCGCCGUCGAGCAACUCACAGUGCAGGAGAAGCUCCUUCUUGCACAGGCGGUGUACAAGGUCGGCGCGGCCGACUGGCCGACCGUCUCAAAGCUUCUAACAGAGCACCCAUGCCACAUCGGCCGCCCUCCCGAACUCUUCACCCCCGAGGCAUGCGAAGCGAGCUAUGUCGCGCUCAUGACGGGCAUAGAGAUCAAUGUACCCGCUCCAGAUGCUGCGAGACCGCAGGCAAAGGUCCACCUUCAGCUCGCGCAGACGUUCUACUAUGCGCGCAUGCAGGAGCUCAAGGACCAGAUCACGACAUACGAGCAGCGAUUCACCGAAUUGAUGCACGAGGUCAACGCAAUCAAGGCCGGCAAGCUGGACGACAAGAUCCACGGAGAGAUCCGCGCAGCUCUUGUCAAACGUUAUGGUCGCAAAAUGGUCGACAGCUGGGCACCACUGCCUGAGGACGUCGUCGCGGCUGUGGAGGCUGGACCCGACGGCGCCAAACAACCUGAGCCCACACCCGAGCCUGCCGAGACUUCGCUGGAGCAUGCGGCUGAGCAGCCUGCCGAACAGAAGGAGUCGCACGCAGACGAGUCAGCGGACGCAGAAAGCACCGAGAAGCCUGUCGCUGUGGAGGCGCAAACGGUGGAGACUUCUCCUAACCGACCUGGAGAGCCCGCUGAAGGCUCCGCUGAGGAGCCCGCCGACGAGGAGCCCGCUACUGAGGAUCCUGCCGUCGAGGAACCUGCUGUUGGAGAGCCUGCCGCCGAGGGUUCUGCCGCCGACACGCCUACCGUCGAGGAGGAGCCUGAGGUCCUGGAGGCUGACGCCGAACAGGAUAAGCCGGAGGAGUCUGAGGAGCCUGAGGCCGAGGCCGAGGAGACGCUCGAUGACACGCCCAAGGCUGAGGACGCGAUGGACGUCGACGAAGAACCAGAGCCCGAGGCCAAGGUGACCCCCGCGGAGCCAGAGUCCGAGGUCAAGGAGACCACUGCGGAACCCGAGGCAGAGCCUGAGCCGCGCAAGGUCGCUGUUUCUCCUAAGAGGACCACCGUAUCGCCACAAAAGGCCCCCCGUUCGAAGAAGGGCAGGAAGGGCAAGGCGGCGGCAGCUGAAAAGUUGACGAAGGAAGAAGCACAAGCCAUGGAUGUUGACAAUGACGAGGAGGACGUGACGAAGGCCCCAGAGGAGGCGGAGCCAACAGCUGCUCAAGGAUCUGCCGAGGAGGAGGCCCCCGAGGAUGUACCCACCGAGAAGGCGUCGUCCGAACCUCCCGCCGAGGACAAGCCCUCUGAGGAGCCGGAAGUCGAGGCGGAUGCUGAGGCGGAUGCUGAGGCUGAGGCCGAGGCAGAGGCCGAGGCUGAGGUUGAGGCCGAACCCGAACCGGAGCCGGAGCCUCAGCCAAAGAAGCCCAAGUCCAAGGGCAAGAAAGGGAAAAAAGCCAAGGCAGAAGAGAAGGAGCCCACCCCGGAAGCCGAGGAAGAGGAGGCAGCCAAAGACGAGGCCGAAGCGUCCAAGCCCGCGACUCCCAAGGCCACGUCUCCCGUAAGCGAGACGUCGGAGCUGUCACCUGCAUCCGACUUAUCGCCGCUGCCUGCCGAAGCAGGGCCAGGCGAUGCGUCGCCGUCUUCGCCAACCCCAGCAGCGACGCGGGGGCGCAAGCGCAAGGCGACGAUACAGCGUGGUCCUCCCCCGAAGCGCGGGCGGGGCCGCAAAGCUGCCACCACCCCUGUCGCUGCCGAGUCUGAAGCCGAGGAGGAGAAGGAGAAGGAGGAGAAGGAGGAGGAGAAGGUGAAGGAAGAAGAGGAGGAGCCGCGGGGACGCCGCUCGUCGCGCCGCAAGGCGCCUCCGAGCUCGCCGCCCAAGCGCGGCGCGAGUGCUAGCAGUGCGACGCCGUCAGAGCGGCCGCGGCGCGGCGGGCGCCGCGCGAAGCGCGGUGCCUCUGAAGUCUCGGUGAAGGAGGAGAGCGAGGCGGAGGAGGAGAAAGAGGAGGACAAAGAAGAGGAGGAGGAGGAGCCCGAGGAGGAGCCCGAAGCCAAGCCGACGCGCGCGUCGACGCGCCGCAAAGUCGAGCCCCGCAAGCGGCGCACCCCCCGGCCGCCCGCACGCGACUCAGCCGGCGCUGAGGAGAGCGAGAGCGCGAGCCCGAGCGUGCCGCCCAGCGGCGCGACGCGGGGGCAGAAGAACACGCAAAAGCUCAUCCUCAGCCUCCUCGACACGAUCCAGGAACACAAGUACGGGCCCGUGUUCCAGAACCCGGUCAAGAAGUCCGUCGCGCCCGACUACUACGACGUCAUCAAGCGCCCGAUGGACCUCAAGAAGAUCCGGGCGCGCAUCAAGGACGGGAGCGUGAGCACGAUCGACGAGUUUGAGCGCGACAUCCGUCUCAUGUUCGCCAAUGCGGCCGUGUACAACCCCAAGGGGAGCCAGGUCGCCGAGUUUGCGCGCGAGAUGCUCGCGGCUGCCGAGGGCCACAUCGCGCACUGGAAGAGCAUGGAGCACCACCUCAAACGGUAGAGCCGAAAAGCACUGGCCCGUGCGGUAGUUAACUGGAUCGGGUGCGGAUGCAGCUUUGCUUGGCCUUAAUCGGAUCUCGCGCAUCGCGGUGACACGCUUUUCGACGGCUUCACAUCAUCUCUGCCGGCAGACCAUGCGCUUGAGACGCGAGACGCGCACGGAGAGUCGCACAUCCGCAAUGCCACCGCGCAACCUCAUAAUUGAUUAACAGCACAUUGCUAUUUUGAGUGCAGCCUUUGGCACUAGAAUUGUUAUGAGGAGCCCUUCGGCGGGGAU